GUUUUUAAGAGUCGACACUUUGAUUGUAACAUAUUCAGAAAUAACACUAAACAAGACCUCGAUUCGUCCGAAUUUAAAUUGAACUAAAAGAUUGUUUUAGAUCCCGACAUUAUACGAACAUUAAAAUCCAUUUAACAUUAAAAUUUUAAGUUUAUUUAACAAGGUCCGGCGUAAUCAUGGGUCCACUUAAUUGUGUUCUUGCUGUGAUGAUCUUUAUGAUAUGUGGUUGUGCAGCGCAGGAUUAUCAUAUUUUUUGCCAAUAUGACUUGGGCUCCUUUUACUUUAAAAAUGAGAGUCACGUUUAUACCUGGAACAUAGACACCAGGCUGUGCACCCACUUGGUUGUUGGACAUGGAUUCGGUGUAAACGAAGAGACCGGAGAAGUCAAAAUCACUGAUGAGUUCAUGCUCGUGAAACAUGGCAUUUUGAUGGAUGUUAGUAGACUAAAGAUGGAUAGCGUCAAGAAAAUUCUGUUUACUCUGGGUGGCUGGGCUAAUGGAGAAUCCCGACGACUCAACGAACUGAUCGCCUCCCCGGCCAAACGGGAAAAGUUCUACAAAUCGCUUACCGAUUUUUUGAGCAAAUGGCAUCUGGAUGGCGUCCAGAUUGACUGGCGCUAUCCUGCCAAAGGUAGUCAGCCCAAGGACAAGGAAAAUUUUGUCAUAUUCCUUGAAGAGCUCCAUCUCGCUGCCCAGAAGCACAAGUUCAUUCUGAUGGUGGCGGUCUUAGGGCGUACAGACAAGCAGACCUUGGAUGCCUACAACAUCCCCACUAUCGUAAAGGAAGCAGACUUUGUCAACCUGAUGCUCCACGACGAAAGAGACGUCCAUAGCCGGAAACUAACCUACAUGGCCCCGCUCCACGGAGCCGAGAACAGUGUGGAAGCUGCCGUGAAGUACUGGAUAAAGGUUGGCCAAGCCCCCAAAAAGCUUAUCCUCAGUAUUCCUCUAUUUUUGACCUCCUACACAAUGGAUAAAAAAAGGUUCGCUGUGGGAUCGGCCUGUAAGGGUCCCGGCAAGCAGACGCCGAUUACCCGUCGCCCUGGUUUUAUGACCUACAGUGAGUGGUGCCUGCACAUGACUAACUGGGCCCUUAACUUUGACAAAAAGUUGAUGGUGCCGUAUGCUACACGAGGUAACCAAUGGGUUAGCUUUGAAGACUCACGCAGCCUUUGGCCAAAGAUGAACAUAAUCAAAUCGAACAAACUUGGCGGCGCUAUGGCCUGGACCAUUGACGCGGACGACUUUAAUGGCAAAUGCGGCGAGCAGUAUUCCCAGCUCCGUAUCAUAUUCACGGCCUUGGGUGAUCAGAGUGCAUUAAUGACUACAGCCCCCACAACCGUGGCCAAUGGCCUUUGCCCACGUGAUGGUUUCCAGCGUGAUGUUUGGGACUGUAGGCUGUACCAUGAGUGCCGGAAUGGAGAGAGAAUCUACUACGAAUGCCUCAAAGGACAGUUCUUUGAUGAGAAAUUGGAAUAUUGCCGCCCCGAAAAGGAGGUGGAGUGCAAGCAGGACUUUGUUAUUUGGCGUCCGGGCAUGCCCCUUUAUGGCAUUGAUAACUUUCCGCUUAAUCUAAAGAUUGUUGAGUAGGGACCAAUCCCCCAAGAAACUGAGAAAUCCUGUUGGUCGUAUUAAAGUUUUAGCAAUUUACUGAGGAUAAA
This is a messenger RNA of Drosophila bipectinata, 1660 nucleotides long. RefSeq names its product Chitinase 12 (gene Cht12). NCBI's taxonomy places the organism in Eukaryota, Metazoa, Arthropoda, Insecta, Diptera, Drosophilidae. Gene Ontology annotation, biological process: carbohydrate metabolic process; chitin catabolic process. Gene Ontology annotation, molecular function: chitin binding; chitinase activity. The record is from RefSeq and is a predicted model, not a curated record. Gene Ontology annotation, cellular component: extracellular region.